GUGAAAAGCCAUCCAGCCUUUGGACGGGUGAGACGUUACAUGAAAUUAGGAUAUAGCGAGAAUAGUAAGAAAGAAAGAAUAGACCCGGUUCAUUGUUGCAGCAAUAAAGACAAGGCUGUGCUUCAAGAGAAACGAGCAGGUUUUAAAUCAGUUCAAGGCAGAUGGUUUGCUAUCACUUUGUAACUAAAUAGAAAUUAAGAGUGGGCUCCGCGAAAGUGAAAACUAACAAGCUUGCUCGGUCCUCUCUGCAAUUCUAAGAGUCCAGAGGUUUGGUUGAAUUUUCAUUGGGACCAGUGUCAAGCUGUGAUUUGGACUCACCUGCAACAGACUGCCACCUCCAGUUCUCCAGGGCAGCAACACAGGGGGGAUCUUUGAAAACACAGCGGAGCCUGUAGUAUCUCUGUUCCGAAGAGGAGAAGGAGGAGGAGGAGGAGGAGGAGGAGGAGGAGAGCACGGCAGGCACAAAGAGCGGAGAGCAUCCAGAGAGGGGAGGAAGGAGGACGGGACAACAACGGGAACUCAACAGAGAGCAUCCCUCUUUCAUUUCUGAUCCACAGAAGGCAACACUCUGCCCACAGGCAUCAUCUAUAAAACGGGAUCCAGAGCGCUGUUUCACUAAAAGGGAUACCUGCUCCUGAUCUGUCUGCCCCUCGGCCCCUGCAGUACCCAGUUGUCCUCUCUACACUGUCCCGAUGAAGGAGGCUGACGCCAUCAAGCUGUUUGUGGGGCAGAUUCCCCGGAAUCUGGAAGAGAAGGACCUCAAGCCUAUCUUCGAGCAGUUUGGCAAAAUCUAUGAGCUAACUGUGAUAAAGGACAAAUACACUGGCAUGCACAAAGGAUGUGCGUUUCUGACGUACUGUGCAAGAGAGUCGGCACUGAAAGCCCAGAGCGCUCUUCACGAGCAGAAAACACUACCAGGGAUGAAUCGGCCAAUCCAGGUGAAACCAGCUGACAGCGAGGGCAGAGGAGAGGACAGGAAGUUGUUUGUGGGUAUGCUGGGAAAGCAACAGAGCGACGAGGACGUCAGAAGGCUGUUUGAGCCUUUUGGAAGCAUAGACGAGUGUACUGUGUUGAGAGGACCAGACGGUACCAGCAAAGGAUGCGCUUUUGUAAAAUUCCAAGGACACGCUGAAGCCCAGGCUGCCAUCAACAGCUUGCAUGGAAGCCGCACAAUGCCUGGAGCAUCGUCCAGUCUAGUGGUGAAGUUUGCCGACACAGAAAAGGAGCGGGGGCUGAGGAGGAUGCAGCAGGUGGCCUCCCAGCUCGGCAUUUUCAGCCCCAUGACCCUCAAUUUCCCCGCCUACAACGCAUACACACAGGCGGUCAACGCACAGCUUGUCCAACAGCAGGCCCUGGUUGCCCAGUCAGCGUACUUGUCUCCUGUGGCAACAGUUGCUGCCGUACAGAUGCAGCAGAUGGCAGCGCUCAAUGCCAACGGAAUCAUUGCCACACCCAUUACACCCAUUACGCCGUCCUCGGGUACAAACACUCCGCCAACUAUUGCAGCAACGCCUGUGCCAGCUCUCCCUCCUCCAAUGGGAGUGAACGGUUACAGCAGUUUGCCCAACCCCACCAAUGGACAGCAAGCAACAGAAGCAUUAUACACCAAUGGUGUUCACCCAUAUCAAGCUCAGAGUCCAGCAGGCCUUGACCCGCUACAGCAGGCAUAUGCAGGAAUGCAACACUACACAGCGGCAUAUCCUGCUGCCUACGGAUUGGUCGGGCAGCCGUUCCCCCAGCAGCCAACACUGGUUGCCCAGCAACACCAGCAGCCCCAGCAACAGCAGCAGAGAGAAGGUCCGGAGGGCUGUAACAUCUUCAUCUACCACCUGCCGCAGGAGUUCAGUGAUUCUGAAAUGCUGCAGAUGUUCCUGCCCUUUGGCAAUGUCAUCUCGGCUAAGGUUUUUGUUGACCGAGCCACCAACCAGAGCAAAUGCUUCGGAUUUGUAAGUUUUGACAACCCGGCCAGCGCUCAAGCCGCCAUCCAAGCCAUGAACGGCUUCCAGAUCGGCAUGAAGAGACUGAAGGUGCAGCUCAAAAGGCCCAAAGAUGCCAACCGCCCAUACUGAGUGACAACUGAGAGGAGGAAGAAGAAAUGAAAUAGAGGUGACCUUUCAGAGUCCAGCCGAGGUGGAAUCCCAGGGUUCAUAGUGCUUUCAGACUGUCUGCUACCUACGAGCAUCCGGGGAGUGCAACCACACACACACACUGAUACACAAGCACACACACUGAUACACAUACUACACAUGCGCUCUCAACACUGAAGCUCAAACGGUACAAGGCUGGUAUACAAAUGUAGAUAAAACGCACAAACACACACACAAAUACACACGGUUCACACGAGUCAGUAAUCUUACAUAAACAGCCGAGAGCUUGGUUUGACCAUGGCCUGUGUGCAGUUUGCCAACAGGGUGUUUAGUACAGUUAAGACGACUCAGACCAAGCAUGUAUGGAGGGUACUGAUGAAAAAUGCUGAUAUAUCACUACAAUAGACUUUAACAUGUCUAUACCAUGUCUAUUACAUGACAAAUAUAAAGGGGCCGAUGUUUCAUAAUAAAAAAAAGAAAGAAAGUACAAAAAAAGACGACUAAAUGAGUAGGUUAGAGAGACUUUGGAGAAAAUCCUAAUGACGUGUAAAUAAUUUAGUUUACAAAGAGCAGCAUUUAAAAAACAAGAAAAAAUGCAAAAAGAAUACUACUUUAGAUAAACACUGGACAGGACACAGCGACAUAAUUGUUAUUAUUAUUAUUAUG
Molecule: messenger RNA, 2753 nt
Organism: Notolabrus celidotus (New Zealand spotty)
Lineage: Eukaryota; Metazoa; Chordata; Actinopteri; Labriformes; Labridae
Product: CUGBP Elav-like family member 3
Exons: 15
Coding region: 693-2069 (458 amino acids)
Biological process (GO): mRNA splice site recognition; regulation of alternative mRNA splicing, via spliceosome
Cellular component (GO): nucleus; cytoplasm; ribonucleoprotein complex
Molecular function (GO): mRNA binding
Source: RefSeq, a predicted model, not a curated record